Molecule: messenger RNA, 855 nt
Organism: Fundulus heteroclitus (mummichog)
Lineage: Eukaryota; Metazoa; Chordata; Actinopteri; Cyprinodontiformes; Fundulidae
Product: troponin I, slow skeletal muscle
Exons: 8
Coding region: 113-682 (189 amino acids)
Biological process (GO): muscle contraction
Cellular component (GO): troponin complex
Source: RefSeq, a predicted model, not a curated record
UGGGAGGGGGAGAGAAAAGCAGGAGAUAAAUGUUCCAGUUCAUUAUUCUCUUCAUCACAUUUGCCUCCUUCUCCUGUAGCAUCAACACAAAAAAGGGUUCAUUGAACUAACCAUGUUGCCUGAAAAGCCGCCAGAGAGAAAAUCUAAAAUCUCGGCCUCUCGAAAGCUCAUGCUAAAGAGCAUGAUGGUUGUGAGAGCCAAGGAGGAACUGGAGCAGGAGAUGGAGGAAAAAGAGGAGCAAAAAGCUAAAUACCUUGAAGAGAAGGUUCCUCCGGUACAAGUCACUGGUUUGUCACAGGCGGAGCUAAAGGCAUUAUGUGAAGAGCUGCAUGCCAAAAUAGAUGUGGUGGAUGAGGAACGGUAUGAUAUUGAAGCCAAGGUCCUGCACAACACCAGAGAGAUCAAAGAUCUGAACAUCAAGUUGCUGGACUUACGAGGGAAGUUCAAAAGGCCCAAUCUGAGGCGGGUCCGGGUCUCCGCUGAUGCCAUCCUGCGCUCCCUACUGGGCUCCAAGCACAAGGUGUCAAUGGAUCUGAGAGCCAACCUCAAAUCAGUCAAGAAGGAGGACACGGAAAAGGAGAAGACGGUGGAGGUGAGUGACUGGAGGAAGAACGUGGAAGCCAAGUCAGGCAUGGAGGGCCGCAAGAAAAUGUUCGACGCGGCCAAGGGCCAGACCCAGUAACGCGGCGGUCUCUGAAGGCUUUUCGUCUGCAGAAAGAUCUCACUGUCAGUGCACAGAGUGUUGGAUGUAGCAAAAAAAAAAACCUGAAUUUCAUGGUAUUCUACACUGAAUAUUUUGUCACGAUUGUUGUUGUUUUUUCUAUAUUACAAAAAUAAAGAAAUUCCAAUAUCUUC